Molecule: messenger RNA, 3164 nt
Organism: Phycodurus eques (leafy seadragon)
Lineage: Eukaryota; Metazoa; Chordata; Actinopteri; Syngnathiformes; Syngnathidae
Product: neuroepithelial cell-transforming gene 1 protein-like
Exons: 12
Coding region: 242-2140 (632 amino acids)
Biological process (GO): intracellular signal transduction; positive regulation of Rho protein signal transduction
Molecular function (GO): guanyl-nucleotide exchange factor activity
Source: RefSeq, a predicted model, not a curated record
UCUGCGGGAAAGCAUUGUUUUGCUAGCAUUGUACUUAUCGUAUCAUAACUCUUAUAUUUUUGUAAAAAUUGCAAUAUUGCUUCCCAUCUUCAUAUUGUUGUCUUUGUUUAGCAAUAUCUUAUUUCAUAUUGUGUAAUUCUCCUCCCACUUGUAUUGUUCGCCGAGCAGCGGAGUUGGAAGCUCUUGUCUGAUUGGUCCGCAGCAGCGGCGGCAGAGCUCGGAGCUCCACUCCGAUUGGUCCAUGACAUCAACUGAGGAGCUCGUCUCUGAUUGGUCCAUUUCCAAUAUCCGCCAUAUUCAAACUUCCGCCGUGUUGUGUGGGUGUUCUCGGUCCCAUUCUGUUGUGCUCCUUUAUUUUCUUUCAAUUGGCCUUUGUUUUCCCACCCGAUUCUGUCAUUGUCAAAUUGACAUUUUUCAAAACGGAAUGGACGAAAGCGAAGUUGUGAACGCAGCAGGGACGUCGGGUAAGACGUCAUCGAGCUCGUCCCCGGCUGAGCCUUCCCCGAGAACGCUACGCAGAAAUAACUCCAAAAAACCCCUGCUGCAGAGAGGAAGCUCCUUCACCUUCCUCGCUCCAGGCACACCGUGGGACUUCAGUCUGAAGCGAAAGCGCAAAGAAAAGGAAGACGACACGGUCAGCCUGUCCAGUUUCGACCUCAAGGAGCCGACACACAAGAAAGUACGACCGCUGGCCAGAGUGUCGUCUCUCGUCAACUUCAUGUCUCCGUCCAAGAACGGAGCGGUGCGACGUUUCGGUCAGACCAUCCAGGGCAGGGAAAAUGCUCCAAUUCCUCCCGAUUAUCGGAAUGCGUGUGCCCCGCCCACUUUGGAAUUGUUGUGUUCCCAGUCCAUGUCGCUGCGCGGGGACGGCAAGUCUCCGGGCACGUCGCUCCGAGGCGGCGUCAAGCCGGCCGCGCCCACUCCCAGCAAGCGAAGGAACAGCACGCUGUGGUCGGAGACGCUGGACGUUCACCAGAAGAGCUCCUUCUCCUCCAAGGAGAUCAAGCGACAGGAGGCCAUUUACGAGCUCUUCAGGGGAGAGCAGGAUCUCAUCGAGGAUCUCCAGCUUGCACGAAAGGCGUACCACGACCCCAUGCUCAAGCUGUCCAUCAUGACGGAGGAGGAGCUGGCGCACAUCUUCGGGGAUCUGGACGCGUACAUACCGCUGCAUGAAGAUCUUUUGAUGAAGCUGACUGACGGAACGGGUCCCGACGGGACGGUGGCUCAGAUAGGACAAAUGGUGAUCGACUGGCUUCCGGGCCUGAACGCGUACAGAAACUACUGCAGCAACCAGCUGGCGGCCAAGGCGCUUCUGGACCAGAAGAAGCAGGACCGGCGAGUGCAGGACUUCCUGCAGCGCUGCCUGGAGUCGCCCUUCAGCCGCAAGCUGGACCUGUGGAGCUUCCUGGACAUCCCGCGCUCGCGCCUGGUCAAGUACCCGCUGCUCCUGCGGGAGAUCAUGAGGCACACGCCCGCCGACCACCCGGACGUCGCCAACCUGGAGCGGGCGGUGACAAUCAUCCAGGGGAUUCUGUCGGACAUCAACGUGAGGAAAGGCGAGUCGGAGUGUCAGUACUACGUGGACAAGCUGGAGUAUCUGGACGACAAGCAGCGGGACCCUUUGAUUGACAGCUGCAGGAGCUUGUUGUGCCACGGCGAGCUGCGGAACAAGAGCGGCUCGAGGCUGCACGUGUUCCUGUUCUCGGAGCUGCUGGUCCUGACGCGGCCGGUGACGCGCAACGACAGGAGCGGCUUCCAGGUGUACCGGCAGCCCAUCCCGGUCCGGGACCUGGCGCUGGAAGACCUGCAGGACGGCGAGAUCCGCAUGGGGGGCUCCUUCAGGGGGGCCUUCGCCAACGGCGACAAAGCCAAGAACGUUUUCCGUGUGAGUUCGUCAGACCCGUCCCACGGCCAGUCGCACACGCUGCACGUCAACGACGUCUACCACAAGCAGCAGUGGCUCAACUGCCUGCGCAGCGCCGUGGCGCAAUCGGGCGCGACGCCGGGCGCCGGCGUCACCCGCGCCAAGCGGCGCUCGGCGGCCGUCCACGACGGAGGCGAAAGCUGUCCGGCGGCGGGGCCUCGGCUCAGGCCGCAAAGGUCGCGGGUCUCCCUCGACAGGAAAGAGACGGGAGUGUAGAGAUGGCUGGACGAAUGAACGGCUUCGCCACUGGUUUCAUGUUUUUAAUACUUGCAGCAGACUGGACAUUAAAAAAGGCAAAUUCUGUCAUUUCUCUCCGUGUUCGUCAGAUUGAUUUGACGUCUUUUGACUCAAAUGAGGUGUUGUCGAAGUUCGUGAUUCCCAGCCAGUGUGAUGUGCCACAGGAAACGAUUCCAUUUCACUUUAUUGGUCUGAAAAUGACUAUUUAUUGAAUACUAAUAGCAUGUUUUUGUUGGUCUCUCCGUGCCAGUGACAUAUGGUGACAGGCAAAAGAGUGAAAUUAUUUCCACUACAGAUGGCAGAAUGUCCAAUUAACCUGUUUAUCACUUUUGUAAUACUUUUGUUUGGUGGUGUGCCAUGAGAUUUUUAUCUAAUUGAACAAAUGUGUGCCAACAAUAGAGCUAGCCCGCUCCAGUUCUUAGCGGCUGAGUUGAUUUUUUUUCACAUUUUGUUUUCUAUUAUUUGAGAAUAUGAAGUAACAUUUGUGUUUCCAAAAUCAACGGAGCCCCUGAGAACGAGAGUGGGCCAACUCCACUGUGUUCAUUUAUUGGCUCAAUUAUUGAGCCAAGGAAGAUUUUACAGUAUUUAUUUAUUUUUAAUCGUUCUACACCACCGAACAAAAGGGUCACAGAAGAAUAUAACUGAAAUGAUUUUGCAAAAAAUAAAAGUACAGAAUGAACCUAUUAAUCAAUGAAGUAAAGUAAGAUCGUUUCCCGCGGCAGCACGGUGAUUGGGAGUCACUGGUCUAAGUGGAUUUUGGGAUUUUCUAAGUCUCACUGUCAAUUAGUCCCACUUAUUUUUCAUGUAAAGUUGGUGUCAUUGCAAUUUUGCAGGCAGCAGAUUUGCAUCAUGUUAAGCCUGUUAAGUUUUUUUGUUUGUUUGUUUGUUUCGUUUUACAGGCAAGCCUACAAAAAGAUAACAUUUGUGGAGAAAAGAAAGUGAGUUUUCAUGUUAGCAUUGGAAGCACUCCGAGAAAAUAAAACCUGCUAGUUUGCCCUUGAAA